Messenger RNA from Pelobates fuscus (common spadefoot toad), 960 nucleotides. Its product is annotated as olfactory receptor 5V1-like. The coding region runs from base 1 to 960 and encodes 319 amino acids. The transcript has a single exon. Gene Ontology annotation, cellular component: membrane. Gene Ontology annotation, molecular function: G protein-coupled receptor activity; odorant binding; olfactory receptor activity. Gene Ontology annotation, biological process: G protein-coupled receptor signaling pathway. Lineage: Eukaryota; Metazoa; Chordata; Amphibia; Anura; Pelobatidae. The record is from RefSeq and is a predicted model, not a curated record.
AUGGCACAGAGGUUAGAUCUGAAGAACGCCUCUGGAUUAACACAUUUCAUCUUCGCUGGCAUUUCAGAAUAUCAAGAGAUGCAAGCAAUCGUCUUCAUGCUUGUUUUGAUAAUCUACUUGCUAACUAUUGGAGGGAAUGUGACCAUUUUCUUCCUGAUCUUUAUGGAUCCUCUGCUCCACACGCCAAUGUACUUUUUCUUGUGCAACUUGUCCUGCUUAGACUUAAUGUACACAACCGUAACUUUACACAGGAUCCUCUUCACUUUCCUUUCUGGUAAUAGCAGUAUUAUGUUCUCUGAAUGUUUCAUCCAGUUAUAUUUCUUCAUGUCUUUAGUUGGUAUCGAGCUGUUGCUACUAACGGCCAUGAGUUACGACCGAUAUGUGGCUAUCUGCAACCCGCUGAGAUACACAGCGUUGAUGAACCAUAGAGUGUGCAUUGCGUUGGUCGCGACAUGCUGGAUCUUGGGAUUUUUGGAUACAAUACCUUUCACUUAUAUCGUUUAUGGAUUCACAUGCUACGUAUCGAAUACCAUUAACCACUUUUUCUGUGACCUUUUAGCACUCAUGAAGCUUUCUUGCAGCGAUACGUCUGUGUUGGAACACGCCAUUCUCACAGAGGCGGCAUUCUCUGGUCUAACGCCUUUUCUUCUUACCUCCAUCUCGUAUGUUUGUAUAAUAAAAACAAUAUUGAGUAUUCAAACGGCGACGGGGAGGAGAAAGGCCUUCUACACGUGUUCUUCUCACCUCACUGUGGUCAUCCUCUUCUAUGUUACCCUUUCAUGUUUAUAUCUCAGACCAACCUCCAUGUUUUCUUUGGACUCAGACAAACUGCUAUCUUUGGUGUACACGGCAGUUGUACCCAUGUUAAACCCUCUGAUUUAUAGUUUGAAAAACAAAGAUGUGAAGCGUGCUCUGACAAGUGUGUUAAAACGCUAUCAGGUGUCGAAGUUAUGGAUAUAG